CAGAGAUCAGACUUAGGGACCUAGUCCUCAGGACACUGUGGCCUCCAUUUGCUCCUCUCCACAGAUUCAGGAUCUCCAGGUUGGUGUCUGAAGGCCUGAGAGCAAAUCUAGAGGGCAGAAUUUGGAAGAAAACACUCUUUGUUCUGUCACUCAGGUACCUGAGCAGAAGUGUCAGGAGUACAGAGAGACAGACUCAGCAUCACAGCAACAAUGGCCUCAUCAGUCCUGGGGAUGGUCAAGGAGGAGGUGACCUGUCCUAUCUGUCUGGACCUCAUGGUGGAGCCUGUGAAUGCAGAUUGUGGUCACAGCUUCUGCCGAGCCUGCAUCACACUGAACUAUGAGUCCAACAAACACAGAGAAGGGGAGGGCAUCUGCCCUGUGUGCAGAGAUAGUUACCUGUUUGGGAAUCUGAGGCCUAACUGGCAUAUGACUAACAUAGUGGAGCGGCUCAAGGAGUUCAAGUCCAGCCCAGAGAAGGAGCAGAAGGUGAAUGUCUGUGCAAAGCAUGGAGAGAAACUCCAGCUCUUCUGUGAGAAGGACAUGGUGGCCAUCUGCUGGCUUUGUGAGAGAUCUCAGGAUCACCGUGGUCACCAAACAGCUCUCAUUGAAGAGGUGGUCAAAGAGUAUGAGGGGAAGCUCCAGGUGGCUCAGCAAAAACUGAUGUCAGACAGGAAAGAAUUAGAGAACUGGAAAGAUGACCUUCAAAAGGAGAGAACUACCUGGGAGAACCAAAUACAGAGUGAGGUAGAAAAUGUUCAGAAAGAGUUUAAAGGACUGCGGGAAUUCCUGGACUCCAUGGAGAAGAAUGAGGUGGAGAAGCUGAUAAAAGAGAAGGAAGACAUCCUAGACAUCCUGAAAGAUUCUGAAACUGAGCUGGAGAAGCAGUGGGAGUCAGUGAGAGACCUUAUCUCAGAUCUGGAGCAUCAGUUUGUGUGCUCAACCAUAGAGAUGCUGCAGGGUGUUAAUUGCAUUUUAACAAGGAGUCAGAAUUUAAAACUGAAACAGCCCCAAAUGGCCCCUAGAAAGGAGAGAAAGAUCUUCCAAGCUCCGGAUCUGAAGGGCAGACUGCAAGUGUUUCAAGAGCUCCUGGAUGCCGAGCACCACUGGGUUCACGUGAUCCUGCGUCAACUCAACAUUAAAAACAUUGUCAUUAAUGUGGACAAAAGACAAAUAUCACAUACAAGUGGUCAUGGAAGAAAUUUGCAAGUUUCUGAGUCCUAUGAUUUAGGUGUCCUGGGGUUUCCAGCUCUGCGCUCAGGGAAACAUUACUGGGAAGUAGACGUGUCUAGAUGUGAUGCCUGGCUCCUGGGAAUAAAUGAUGGAAUAUGUGCUAAACCCCAGCUUCCUUCAAUGAAUCAACAAGGCAUCAAAGUCAAAUAUAAAUCUUAUCUUAACCAACAUGUAAAUUAUCAGCCCAAAUAUGGCUACUGGGUUAUAGGGAUGAUGAACAAGUCUGUAUAUAAUGCCUUUGAUGAAUGUUCUGUAACCCACAAGGCCAGUGUCUUGCUCCUCUCUCUGACUCAUCCUCCCACUCGUGUUGGAGUUUUCCUGGAUUGUGAAGCUUGCACUCUCUCAUUUUAUGAUGUUUCCAACCGUGGAGCACUCAUCUAUAGAUUCUGUAAACCGAACUUCCCUAAUGCGGUUUAUCCAUAUUUUAAUCCUAUGGGUUGUUCAGAGCCAUUGACAGUCUGUGGGCCGCCCUCCUAAGCCCUUCCCCAUAUCUGCACAGUGUCACAGGUCUGAUGAAUCUCAUAUGUUGAAGCUCUGUGGGAUCAUUUUAACGUUUUUUUCUGUCUUUGCUUACAGGGACCCAUCAAACUGCCUUGGCCUAGCUGCCUAGAGAGGCAUGAGUCAUAGGUUUUUCAUGUUAGAGUCCGUGGCUCCUGGGGUACACUGUGCCUUCCUAUACCCAAGAGAUAAAUGCACUCAUUCAGGAAUGAAACAUUCAGGCUAUAUUGCAUUCUCUGUUUGUUCCCCCUAAUAGUCAUGGAAGCAUGGAAAUUUGACAGGACAAUAGGUAUUAGGCAUUAAUCUUGAGUACCCUGUGUAACCUGUAAACCUGAAAAGCAAAUUGCAUUGAUCCUGGCAAUUGCCACUAUGAUCUGUUUCUGAUAAAGGUAUAAAAGUCUGAUUGCUCUCAAUA
Messenger RNA from Alexandromys fortis (reed vole), 2143 nucleotides. Its product is annotated as tripartite motif-containing protein 30A-like. The record is from RefSeq and is a predicted model, not a curated record. NCBI's taxonomy places the organism in Eukaryota, Metazoa, Chordata, Mammalia, Rodentia, Cricetidae. Gene Ontology annotation, cellular component: cytosol; cytoplasm; nucleoplasm. Gene Ontology annotation, molecular function: protein kinase binding; ubiquitin protein ligase activity; protein homodimerization activity. The coding region runs from base 211 to 1707 and encodes 498 amino acids. The transcript has 8 exons. Gene Ontology annotation, biological process: positive regulation of autophagy; regulation of protein localization; protein polyubiquitination.